Molecule: messenger RNA, 1425 nt
Organism: Symbiodinium natans
Lineage: Eukaryota; Dinophyceae; Suessiales; Symbiodiniaceae
Source: the annotation of a GenBank genome assembly
AUGAGGCGGGCGACGCUUUGCGUUGGCGGUGUGCGCGAUCGUUUGACCUUUAUUGGCGGAGGGUGCAAGCCAUUCCAGCCUCUCACUAGAUUUAACGGAAGAGUUCCGACGAGAUUGAAAGCAGAAGUCCGUAAUGCUAGUACCAAAACGUCUCGCAUACCACCCAGCAAGGCAGCAAAUCCGCAAGAGCACGUUUUCCUGUCUCUGAAAGACUACAACAAGAAGGCUGAUGAGUUGUUUGAAGGAGGCCAUGAUUUUGUCUUCAUCCGCGGAGGCGUAGCCACCGGCAAGACAACACUGGCGGAAGAACUGGCACGUCAGUCUCCCCAAUACGUCAAUGUGCCUUUUACUGGUGGAGGGAAGCAAUCUUCUUGGGAGAUGGGGACUGUAGAAACCAUCGAGAAGGUGAUUGCCAACAACAUCGACAGAAAUGAUUUAGCCUUUAGGAUUCUGCUCUUCUCAGCUUCAGAGGGUCAAUGGUACAAAGACGUGAGCAACGUGCCGAGAGAGUUUGCAGAGCUUUUGUGCCAGGGCUCAAAAACAUUGCCGCAGCAUAUCCGGAGAGACCUGACCAUCUACGGGUUCGUGGUUCCCAAACGCAGUGGCGCAGAGGGAGAGUUCCAGAAGCUGGAUUGGAUGAAUGAAGACACAGAAUACCGAGCAGCAAAUCCUUUCCUUGCCUCGUAUUAUUUCUACAAUCUGAAGAAGAAGCAAAGUUUGCAAGUUUGCCUCAUUCACAACAAACCCCAACACUGUGCAGACCUACUGAUGCGAGCGUUGCCAUACCUCCUCUUCUCCAAGGUUGUGAGCUUCGAAGCAGACACAUCUGAGCUGGCGAAGGACGGUCUUCCGAGUGAGGAGCAGUACAACGAGGCGAUUUGCACCACCUUGAAAGAUAUGAGGUACCAGCCUGUUUCCACAAAGAAAUCUCGGAAGGGUGAAGGAAAUCCAGACAUUGCACUAGAAAUUGGUGGGGAGAGGUUCGUUCUGGAGGGCGUGAAAGUCAGAGGAAAUAUCAACAACCACCUGCAGCGCUUCAAUCGCAUGACGAACUACAAGAACGCAAAACACAAGGGUCUCUAUAUCAUCGGCAACGGCAUCGACAAGAUGCUUGACACCGUGAAGAAUGCUCAAGCAGUUGAUGUGCAAGUCAUGUUCUUAGUCCCAAGCAUAGCUCACACAGCCUACACCGUUCACGUGAAGAGCGAGGGCAUCGAAAGCAUCAACACCUUCAAGGUAGACUGCGACCUCGUGGCAAGGAGGCUGGUGCUCAAAGACGAUGGCAAGCCUGAGCUCUACAGUGUCCAAUCGCCGAAGAGCGUCAACCUGUCCACAAAAGCUCAGAGCAGACGCUGGGUGAGAAGUCUGGUAGUAUUGUUUUUGUUUUGUCUGUCAUCCUUCUCUUCUUCUGUGUUUCGGAAAUAG